AUGGGACAACUUGGUGUCGCAUUGCGUACGCUCCGUUCCAACGUGAACCUCUUCCGGGCUAUAGCCAAGUGCCAGGUGGCUUUCGAUCCCUACGAUUAUCGUUCCGUGAGCGCACGCGAGUUCUUGCGGCGUGUGAAUAGUCCGCGCGUUCGACGAGCGAACCCGCGUCUCGUGGUUGAGGCUACUGUUCGAGACGGCGGUGGCUCUGGAGGCGCCGAGCUCGUCAUCAGCUUCCUUGACGGGAGAACGCUGACGCUUCAGCCGCUGGAUGUGGAUGUGAAAACGAUUGAACGUGAGAUUGCGCUGAAUAUUCCUGUUCUAACUAUUUACAAGCUAUUUGAAGAGGAGACCUCGGGGUCAGCGGGCUUCAAGGGAUAG
This is a messenger RNA of Cyanidioschyzon merolae strain 10D, 378 nucleotides long. RefSeq lists its product as hypothetical. Bases 1 to 378 code for a protein of 125 amino acids. The record is from RefSeq and is a predicted model, not a curated record. NCBI's taxonomy places the organism in Eukaryota, Rhodophyta, Bangiophyceae, Cyanidiales, Cyanidiaceae. The transcript has a single exon.